Messenger RNA from Durusdinium trenchii, 312 nucleotides. NCBI's taxonomy places the organism in Eukaryota, Dinophyceae, Suessiales, Symbiodiniaceae. The record is from the annotation of a GenBank genome assembly.
AUGAGGAAGGGGCUUCCAAGGAUCGAAGAGGAAGGUGGAACUCCUCCUGUCGUGAUGGACCACCAUAUCGACCCAUCACCACCUGUGCCGGUUGCGAUGCUUGGGCCAAGCACUCGGCCAGCCAAGCUGGUGCACCACGUGCAAGCCUUCAACGCCUCACUGCAGAGUUUGAUUUUCGACCAUCGGUCUGGUUUGCUGGCCGCCUGGCGGGACCUUGACAGCUCCAAGCAGAUGGGUGAAGCUGGCCGCCUCCUUUUUUGGACCUUUGCCGACCCAGGCAGCGGCGUCGUCUGGAAAUGCUGGGAUUUCUGA